Molecule: messenger RNA, 1056 nt
Organism: Mycena indigotica
Lineage: Eukaryota; Fungi; Basidiomycota; Agaricomycetes; Agaricales; Mycenaceae
Exons: 2
Coding region: 19-1056 (345 amino acids)
Source: RefSeq, a predicted model, not a curated record
GCCUUUUGGCCGACUACGAUGGCAAGACUGCCGCUUGAGUUGGAACGAGUGGUAUUUGAAGGUGCAGCGGUGACCACAAGAGAAUGUAUACCCCAAUUAUUGUUGGUUGCUCGACGUGUCAAGAUCUGGAUUGAGCCUCUGCUUCACGAGUCACUUGUCGUUCUCGAUCAUGGAGUCGCUGAUAAGCAUGUCUUCCCUCGCGCGGCCCACCUGCGCUCCGCCGCCAUUAGUACGUUGUCAACUGAACGCCGCUCCUUUCUGGGGCGGCAUGUGCGGUCCAUCUGCAUCGUCUUAGCCUGUGGUCCCGAGCCGCUGGUGACCGCGCUCCUACCGGACCUCCACCACCUCACAACCCUCUUCGUAUAUCCAUUCCCAAGCCACACCAGGCUACUACCCUCGUUUCUCUCCUCCGGUGCUCACGCCGUCAUGCCGGCUUUGACCCGACUUGAAGUGGACAUCACUACGCUUUGGGACGCUCAAGACGGCCAAGUUACACAAAUCUCCCACCAUCCACAUAAUUUCUCCCACUUGACGCACCUUUGCCUGCACGACUGCAAUGGCGAAGCCACACUCGCAUGGAACCGCGCCACCCGCGAAUUCCCGACGGCAGACACCAAUCAAAUCCAUCUAAUCGCGUCUCUCCCUGCACUCACCCAUCUUGCCUUUGACGACGGCAGCAUCCCACUCCAGCCGUGUUAUGUCCUGCUAGAACGCUGCCCGCGCCUCCUCGUCCUCGUCCUUCGCUCUACAGUAAAUAAGCGGGACGCCCAGCUGCGCCAGCUCGUUUACUUCCACCUAGCGGCGCUGCCGACCGGUAACGGUGGUUUCGCUGACGGGGACAUCCGCUUCGUGAUGCUCCUUAACUUUGGCCGGCAGAUGAAUCGCCGCAUAAACUGCUGGCUCGACGAGGAGCCGCAAAGCGACAGGCGGCAGUGCGACUUCUGGGCUGUUGCAGAGGAAUUUGUCGCUCGUCGCAAAGAAAUAUAUGCGCGGGAUCCAACAGACGCCAGAGACUGGCUCAUAGACUGGUCGGAAUUUGAGACUCGGAGUGGUUGA